Molecule: messenger RNA, 3276 nt
Organism: Panicum hallii
Lineage: Eukaryota; Viridiplantae; Streptophyta; Magnoliopsida; Poales; Poaceae
Product: pentatricopeptide repeat-containing protein At2g03880, mitochondrial-like
Exons: 3
Coding region: 162-2342 (726 amino acids)
Biological process (GO): RNA modification
Molecular function (GO): zinc ion binding; protein binding; RNA binding
Source: RefSeq, a predicted model, not a curated record
UGUCCCCUUCGCUUCUGAGAACAAAAGAAAAUUCUCACCAAGGCGGCGCGACGCCGGCGGCCGUGCGUGAAGCUGCGGAGGUGCGGCCGCUGUUGGAAACCGGUGGAAAUGCCGCCCUACCUCGUCUACGGCGCGGGGAACGCCCUGAGGCGCGUUCGCUGAUGGCCCGCGCGGCGAGGAAUGGCGCCGCGGCCGCGCUGCUCUCGCCGCCGCCGAGUUUCUCCUCUCCCUCCUCCGCCGGGCUCCUGCCGCGGGCCCGUGACCUCCUCGGAAGGGCGAAGGAAUCAGCCUUGUCUGGGACGCCCCGGGAGCGCGCGCACGGCUCUGUUAUGGCCUGCCUGUUCAGAGCCCGUGGCUUCCACGGCGCGCGCGGGGCGUUCGACGGAACGCCUACGAGGAGCCUGCCGGCGUGGACGGCGAUCAUCUCCGGCUGUGCGCGCGGAGGCAGGCACGCGGACGGCAUGCGCGCGUUCGCGGAGAUGCUGGGCGGAGGCGGCGCGGCCGCGCCCAACGCCUUCGUCCUCGCGGGUGUCCUCCGGUGCUGCGCGGGGCUCGGCGACGUGGAGUCCGGCAGGCGCGUGCACGGGUGGAUGCUGCGGAGCGGCGUGCGCCAGGACGUGGUGCUCUGCAACGCGGUCCUCGACAUGUACGCCAAGUGCGGCCACCACGACCGCGCCAGGCGGGCGUUCGGGGCGAUGGCGGAGAAGGACGCAGUCUCCUGGAACAUCGUGCUCAGUGCGUGUCUGCAGGGCGGGGACGUUCUGGGGGCCAUGCGGUUGUUCGAUCAGUCGCCGUUGCGGGACAUUUCGAGCUGGAACACGAUCAUCAGCGGCCUUAUGCGGAACGGGCGUGCUGCUGAGGCGUUGGAUCGUCUGCAGCUAAUGGUGCGAGCUGGGGUUGUAUUCAAUCACUAUACGUACUCCACAGCGUUUUCCUUGGCCGGGAUGCUGUCAUUGAUGGACCUGGGCCGGCAGCUCCAUGGUCGUGUAGUGAUGGCUGCGCUGGAGGACGACGCAUUUGUCUGCAGCUCUCUCAUGGAUAUGUACUGCAAAUGUGGUGAAAUGAAGGCUGCUUUGUCAAUCUUUGAUCGCUGGUCGCGGUCCACAGGAGACGUGAAAUUUGCAUGGAGCACGAUGGUCGCCGGGUAUGUCCAGAAUGGCAGGGAGGAGGAAGCUAUUGAGUUCUUCCGCAGGAUGCAACGUGAAGGAGUUCCUGCGGAGCCGUUCAUUCUCACCAGUGUAGCUGCAGCGUGUGCAAAUGCAGGAAUGGUUGAGCAAGGCAGGCAAGUGCACGGACUUGUCGAGAGGCUGGGCCACAGAUUUGACACGCCAUUGGCAUCUGCCAUUGUUGACAUGUAUUCAAAGUGUGGCAGCCUUGAGGAUGCUUGCAGGAUAUUCGACAGCGUUGAGGCCAAGAACGUUACUCUCUGGACUACAAUGAUUUGCUCAUAUGCAUCCUACGGGCAAGGAGCAAUGUCUAUAGAGAUCUUCAACAGAAUGGAAGAGGAAAAGAUUACACCAAAUGAGAUAACCCUUGUCGCUGUUCUGUCAGCUUGUAGCCAUAGUGGAUUGGUCAGUGAAGGAGAUCACUACUUCAAGCUUAUGCAAGAAGAGUAUGGAAUUGUUCCAGGUACUGAGCACUACAAUUGCAUGGUUGAUCUUUAUGGUCGAGCUGGACUACUUGACAAGGCAAAGAAUUUCAUUGAGGAAAAUAACAUCAGCCAUGAAGCUAUUGUUUGGAAGACAUUGCUGUCAGCCUGUCGACUUCACAAGCACAUGGAGUAUGCAGAAUUGGCUUCUGAAAAGUUGGUUCAACUAGGACAAUGUGAUGAUGGAUCAUAUGUUCUGAUGUCUAACAUGUAUGCCACCAACAGCAAAUGGCUUGACACUUUGAAGCUUAGAAGUUCAAUGCAAAAAAGGAAAGUCAGGAAGCAGCCAGGCCAAUCUUGGAUCCAUCUGAAGAAUGCUGUGCAUACAUUUAUUGCAGGGGACAUGGCACACCCGAGAUCGGUUGAAAUUUAUGCUUACUUGGAGAAGCUGAUGGAGAGGCUGAAGGAAAUGGGGUACACAAGUAGAACUGAUCUUGUGGUACAUGAUGUUGAGGAAGAACAGAGAGAAACAACUCUGAAGUUCCAUAGUGAGAGGCUUGCCAUUGCAUUUGGGAUCAUCAGCACCCCGAUUGGGAUGCCACUUCGAAUCUUCAAGAAUCUGCGUGUUUGCGAGGACUGCCAUGAGGCAAUCAAGUAUAUAAGCCGAGCCGUGGAUCGCGAGAUAGUUGUUCGAGACUUGUAUCGGUUUCAUCAUUUCAAGUCUGGUAGUUGCUCUUGUGAAGAUUUCUGGUGAAGGUUUUGCUCUAAUUAUUCUGGUGACAAAUUUUAGGCUGUACUUUAUCUGCACUUGUGCGCAACUCGUAGAGCUAGCAAUUGACAAAAGGAGCAAAGUUUGAUUAAUAGUGCAUGCCUUUAAGAUAUCUCGUGAGUCAUGAUAUCUACAUCUUCAGCUAGCUGCCUAGCUCGAUAUAAGAUUUUGCUGAGAGCUUCGGUGCACCAUCAUUCGCCGAAGGGGCAGGUCUGUAUUGUUUCUGAACAUUUGAGUUCUCCUCGCUUUGUGUGGAUCACUUGCUUAUCUGGCUUGAUUUCCAUUUCAACAAUUACCUGUUUUGUUACCUUUUGUUUUGUCCAGCUGUGUCCACUUUACAUGUCGAGCUUUCCUUGCACCAAGCUAUUUGUCAUGGACCCAGAUGACUUAGUUGCUUGCUACAGCUACAGGGCGUGUCUAGCUGUCUUCUUGAGCCAUUAUGUUGUCAGCAUGCCUCUGUUCACCUUUUGUGGGGCUAUAGAGUAAGUCUUGCCGUCUUGCUGCCACUCAUUUAGAUUUGAAAUUUUGCAGCCAGAAAGAGCUUGAGAGACAGAGGGCAGAAACUUAAGAGGAUCAGAGGUUGUGAUCACGACAAGGCUGCUCAGCCAUCAGAGAAGGAAACUGGCUUGCUUCUGGAAACACUGAGGUUCAAGCUGGGAGAUGCUCACCAGCUAAAGGGGAACCUCCUACCGUCUGGGGGAAAUCAAAAGGUAAGAGCUUGAAGCUCAUCUGGAUGAACUGAAGCUGCUCGAUCCGUUGCAUCAUCAGUGGGCUCGAUCUGGAUGAGCUGAAUGAAGCUUAGCCCAGCACUAGCGAUGUACUAGUAUCUACUGUAUGAUGUACCUAGGGGUGAAUACGUUGUAUGAACCAUGUCCCCGACUUUUCUCUAAUGCUGUAUGAGUCCAAGAAUUGAAGUGCA